GGUCUUCUCGCCUUGGUCGGAGUGUGCUCUGCACAGCUGUUUGCUUGGCCUAGCUCGUCAUACAGUCCCUACUACGCGAGGUACUACGCAGCUGCAUCAGCUCCUGUUCCAGUGGGACCCGCUCCAGUAGCUGCUGCUUAUCCAGCCAUGGCAGCACCACCUAUGGCUGCCGCCUAUGCCUCUCCACUGAGCCCUCCAGUAGCUGCAGGACCUGCUAUGGCAGCUGCCACCGCCAACGGUGCUCCACUUCUUACGGCUCCAGCUUUCGCAGCUCCCGCUUAUGCUGCUCCAGCCUAUGCCGCUCCGGCCUACGCAGCCUAUGCUACAGUCCCCAUGGCAGCAGCUCCUGUAGCCGCGGCUCCAGCUGUUGUUCCUGCAUACGCACCAUUCCGGGCAGCAGCCUACCUCAUUGGCUCCAACAAAGCUGCCGCC
This is a messenger RNA of Ostertagia ostertagi, 432 nucleotides long. NCBI's taxonomy places the organism in Eukaryota, Metazoa, Nematoda, Chromadorea, Rhabditida, Trichostrongylidae. The record is from the annotation of a GenBank genome assembly.